Molecule: messenger RNA, 5475 nt
Organism: Bombus pascuorum
Lineage: Eukaryota; Metazoa; Arthropoda; Insecta; Hymenoptera; Apidae
Product: CYFIP-related Rac1 interactor B
Exons: 7
Coding region: 607-1620 (337 amino acids)
Biological process (GO): regulation of actin filament polymerization
Molecular function (GO): small GTPase binding
Source: RefSeq, a predicted model, not a curated record
CUUUGACAGUGUUAUAUCAACCUCCGGCCGAGCACAGUCGGUGUGUUCUCUUCUUUCAUAAAUCUCACUUCUGGAACUCAAAAGAAAGAGAAACUUCCAUCGAGAAUUUUCCGACGAACUGUGAUUCGCAUAUAGAAACAUUCGUGUGGGGGACUCUUUACGACAGUUUGGAACAGUUUUGAAAGAUAAAUAGGAAAAACGAUCGAGUGAAUAAGGGAAAGGGGUAGAGGGAAAUAAGGGAAGAACGAGAGGAACGUUAGUUCGCUCCAUUUUUUAGUUUCCACUUUUUUUCUUUUUUCGAGAACUUGCUAGAAAUUCCCAAGACGCAUCGGUAAACAAGAUAAAACAAACAUCUAGUACCAGACACAAGGAAAUCUGUAUUGAGACAUUCUACGAAUUUGUGCUGCGUGUUUUGUGAGUGAUAAAAGCUUAUCGUCGCGCGGCAACCGGAGACCUUUUGGGUCAGCGCGAAAGAGGCGGAUCGUUUUCCUUUUUGAAAAAGGCUCUUCUCUCCCGCCCAAGCCUGAAGAGGGUUACUUCUUCCUGGAUAACCGGAAGUGGCUAUUAACCAGACGAAGAUGUCUUUCAUUUUGUAAAUAAUACUGAAUGAAAAGAAGUAUCAGACUGAAGAUGGGCAAGCUUUUGAGUCUUUUGGCUCGAGACGAGUCUACCUGUUGCACGCCUCAAAAGUACGAUGUCUUUUUGGAUUUCGAAAAUGCACAACCUUCUGAGAUAGAGCGGGAAACCUUUGAAGCGGUGCAAAGGGUUCUGAAAAAUUCAGAAUCUAUCUUAGAGGAGAUUCAGUGCUACAAAGGGGCAGGGAAAGAAAUCAGAGAGGCGAUUUCGGCGCCCACGGAGGAGUGUCAACGAAAAGCCUAUCUGACUGUUGCCCCUCUGGUUGCGAAGCUCAAAAGAUUCUAUGAAUUUUCAUUGGAACUUGAAAAGGUAGUACCAAAGAUCUUGGGUGAACUAUGCUCUGGCAACCUCUCGCCGACCCAACAUCUGGAGACUCAGCAGGCUUUGGUGAAACAGCUGGCAGAAAUUCUAGAGUUUGUUUUGAAGUUCGAUGAACACAAGAUGAAGACUCCCGCAAUUCAGAACGACUUCAGUUAUUAUCGAAGAACAUUGACCAGAGCAUCCCUGGCGCGACAGGAAAACGCCGAGAAGGACCUCGUGGUUGGAAAUGAGCUCGCCAACCGAAUGUCCUUGUUCUACGCCCACGCGACACCCAUGCUUCGUGUUCUGAGUCACGCGACCAUUACUUUCUUGAUGGACAACGAAGAUGUAGCACGCGAAAACAUCACCGAAACGCUUGGUACCAUGGCCAAGGUUUGCCUGCGCAUGUUAGAAAAUCCGAAUCUACUGGCGCAAUUCCAACGGGAGGAAACUCAACUCUUUGUUCUGAGAGUGAUGGUAGGGUUAGUGAUCCUUUAUGAUCACGUUCAUCCCCAAGGUGCCUUUGUUAAGGGUUCGAAUGUCGAUGUUAAAGGCUGUGUGAAGCUGUUGAAGGAUCAACCACCCUGCAAAAGCGAGGGUCUUCUGAACGCUCUCCGUUAUACCACCAAGCACCUGAACGAGGAGAACACACCAAAAAAUAUCAAGAACCUGCUAGCAGCAUGAUUACCGAAGCAACGCGGCUGCUGCAUCAGAAGCUGAGACAGUUGGCUGCUGAUAUGUCAGAAGCUAAACGAGCGAUGCCAUUUAUUUUGUGUAGCGUCACGAGGAUAUCGAAGACGAUAUCCUCGGCGACUCCACAUGAUCCAAGAGCAAUCUCCUGUUUCUGAUCGUGGCUGGGUGGUGGACCACUAAAAACGUGUCUUUCGUAACCGAGUCUAUAGCUGCCCUAAAACUGCCGAAUUCUACAUACCUUCUGACAAAAAGAAAAAAAAAGAUAAAAAUAAAAAAGAAAAAAAAAAUAAAAAAGUAAAAAAGACAGGUAGGGAAAUCGUAGAAAGGCAAAAAGAAGAAAAAAAAAAAAAAAAAAUAUCGAAACGACUGAACAUUGGAGGAAUUGCUAAACUCGUUCUUAAGCGAUGCCUUUAUCGCCGUUACGAGUGCGAAAACAUUUAGGAAUUAUUAUUAUAAUAUUACUAUCUCCCUCUCUAUCUCUCACACACAGACACACAGACACACAUGAUAUCUUGAUUAUUAUCGAUCAUUACUAUUAUUGCGAUUUUUGACGUUUAUUCCAGUUAUUAUUGUCAUCCGAAGUAUUAUUGCCCUGACUAACUUGUCACCACGUGUAUUAACAUUGUAUUUGUCUUCCCGAAUCAGGGAGGAUGGGAUCGAGUUAAUUAGAGCAUAUCAAUAACAUAUAUAGGGUAAUUUUCAAUGAUUGCAGACGAUUCGCAGUGUUACAAUGAGAGGUUUAAGAACGUUGUAAGAUAUUACACAGAUCUUUAGCAAUUGUUUUCGUUGUUGAAUGGUUGUCAUCCGGGCGAAGAGACGAUCAAAGAGAAAUUGUUAUAAAUACUGGGACUGGAUAUCGAUCAUUGGAAUCGAAAAUCGGGAAUGACUCUUUACCUUGUUUUCUUAAUGUCAAUAUAUUUAUUACAGAUUUGUUUUAUCUCUUUAUUACUAGUUGAGACAAACGUACUUUCUUCUUUUGAAAAGAAUUUAUGUUGUUGUAUUUCUUCUCAUUUUUUUAAGCUUUUUGUUCGUUUCUAUAUAACAGAGAAUUAAGAACCAAAGAUGUUGUUAUGCUAACGUUUAUAUACCUAUCAUUGAUUUUAUUAUAAAUUUAUUAUUGCAGUAUUUUCGAGAAACACGUUAUUUAUACCGCCAGAGAAAAAAGUUAUCCGUUGACGCGAAUAUAUAUACUUUGCCAUGGGGAAAAAUUGUCAAUGUUCUCGCGACAAACAAAUUCAUAUGUGAACGAUAUCGUUGUUGGCGCCGGCAUCGCGUCGCACACUCUUUUUCUAAGUGCACAUUUAAGGAUUCUAAACGUACGUGACCGAUCUACAGUGUAGGUUUUCUUGCAUCAAGAAUUUUACUAUUUAGAUAUCCGAUGUUAUGAAAUUAUAUUAUUUAGUACACUAUCCGUUCUUAAAAGCUGUCUGGCGCGCUUUGUGAAAUUUUAGUGAAAUUACUAUUAAUUUAAACUAGUACGACAAAUGAUAAAGAAGUACCAGAUUUUCAUAUUUUCCAAAUAAAUCGAUAAAUUUUUUGCCUUUUGCAUUUGUCCAAGCUAUUUAAUUUAAACUAGUACGACAAAUGAUAAAGAAGUACCAGAUUUUCUUAUUUUCCAAAUAAAUCGAUAAAUUUUUUGUCUUUUGCAUUUGUCCAAGCUAUUUAAUUUAAACUAGUACGACAAAUGAUAAAGAAGUACCAGAUUUUCUUAUUUUCCAAGUAAAUCGAUAAAUUUUUUGCCUUUUGCAUUUGUCCAAGCUAUUUAAUUUAAAUUAAUACGACAAAUGAUAAAGAAGUACCAGAUUUUCUUAUUUUCCAAAUAAAUCGAUAAAUUUUUUGUCUUUUGCAUUUGUCCAAACUAUUUAAUAAUUCAAAGUUAAAUUUAAAACAAGGUUCUUAUAAAUACCUACGAUCGCACAUUCCAUUUUGGAUUCUGAAUUUAAAAAACGGAUGGACACGAGACAGCUUUUAAAAGCGGAAUUCUCAAAUGUUAGUUAUAGCUUGAACUUUUUCAGUGAUAUUUAUUAUAAUCUUGCGGUUGUUGCUUUCAUACGAACCUAAUUAUGGAUACAUUUUUUUACUUUUACUACAUAAUUACAUAUAUCUUUUGAUACCAUUUUGCAAGACAGACUGAUGACAAACUAUUUUCCGUAUAGCAUUUCAUGUAACUUAUAAAUUGCUUGUUGUAAGCUUAAUUAUCAAAAAAUCGAUUGAUCGUUUUUAAUUAACAGUAUUCCCUCGUUUGUCUACCAUUUAAUGAAUGUAAUUUAUAUAAAUUUAUAGUGUGUAGUACAUAUAUAUUUCUUCCUACGUAGACAAAUUUUUUAACCGUAAUAACAAAUAAGAGCAAUAAUUAGACUCGUGAAUCUAGUUUUGCAUCGAAAUUUACAAUCUUUUCGAAUAAAUUAUAAGUAAAAAUUCUAAAAUUCUAAAAUUUUGAAAAAAAUUCAAAAUUCCAUAUCUUGUAUGCGAUUACAAGACAUAUUCUAUAGUUUAUUUUAAUUUUUAACUGAUAUUAUUGAGUGAGCACAACAGUUUGGGUUAGAUUUAGUUCGGUUUAAAUUAUAUUCGGAUUACUUAAUGGCAAUUUGUAUUUUAUAUCUUACACGAUUGCACGUGUCAUCGAUGAUAUUUAUCAAGUAAAACACAGAGUACGAAAUCAAGUGCUUUAAAAUGAAAUAAUUUAACCUAAACUGCUGUUUCGAUCACUUUUCUAAUAUUCAACGAUAUUAGUUGAGAAUUAGAAUUGAAUACUCUACGUAAAAUUAUUCAAUUUGCGCUGUUUUUAUGCACAGUGUCGGGUAAAAGAAAGUUUAAAAGCGAUAGAGUACGACGAAUUACAUUAAUUUAAUAAAUGGAAUUAUAUUUACGAAAGCGAUGAAUUAUCCAUUGUAUUUGGUAAAUACGAUAGAUGACUGUUAACCAAAUGAUUAAAAGUGUCUAGUACAAAAAAUAAACUUUCCUUUAUAUACGUCGCUGUAUAAAGAAAGUAUGAACGUAAUAACGAAUAUUAUACUUCCUCCUUCUAAAUAUGCAGAUUAUACUUGUACUCGUACGAGUGUCGCGUUUAUCUUCCAACGAUUUUCUUAAAAAUGAUCAAUCGAUGUUCCAUUUUCUUAAUCACAGCACGAACGGAAAAAAAGACGGUUGCAAGAUUCCGACGUUUAUCGUAAAAUAAAGGAAAUGUUACUAACGUAGUUAUAGAAAUAUAUUGAUUUUUACAAUCGCGUUAACGAUCGAUACUCAAAGGUUUGUUACGCUUUCCUCGAUCCGAAAGUUUAGCCGCAUCGUUUGUACAAAAAGGAUCAACGAGGGAGCACGAAGGUUACAUAAAAGAAAUUUAAUAUAAUAAUACGAAUAUCUCGUGAAAUACUACUUUCACAGCGUAAAGAAAGCUAAAUUCUACGUACAAGAUAAAGAUACCUGUGUGCGACUGAAAAAUACAAACGUACGAACACAUUUUUUUAUAAAUACAAAUAUUUGCAUUUGUCUGUCGGUGAAUUUGCUACGAAUGUUAAUUUAAUCACGACUGUCCGAGAAGAAACGAAAUUUAUAAUUCUAUUGUACGCGCGUUUUCGUGUAAAUGUAUUUUUACUUUAAGUAGAACGCGACGAUAUUUCUAGAAAUGUCGUCAAAUCUAUUCUGAUAUAGUAAGUUGAAUUAAGCUUAUGUUCAUUCGAUAGAUACGUUGUGCACAGAAUUUUGGUUUCUCAGUGUAUUUACGUUUAAGUAACAUUUAUGAUUAAUACCUUAAGAUUAUUGCGCAAUAUUAUCUAUUUACAAACAUUGUUACUUGAAAAUGAAAUUGUAGAAUCCCGAAAGUUAAUAAAAUACAUUAUAUAAAUA